AAAAAACGUCCAAUGACCAUAGAUAAUAAAGAAAGAUAUCUCUAUUAACUGUGUCCUAUGACAAUGAUUAAAUUUUAGCGGGUAAAAUGCUUACUUUAUCAUCGAAGAAUUACAACAAAUAUCAGAAUAUACAAGUAUAUUAACUAUAUUAUAACUUGUGUGCUUAUUGCCUAUUUUUAUUAACUAAGAAACUGUUAAUAACUAUUUUGUUGUGAAUAUUCUUAAUGUGUGUAAUAAUAUACAAUUAUUAAAUAAUUAAGUAAAUAUAUUCCGUUCUACAAAAACGUCAUUAUUAUUAAAAUUAAAUUAAAUUAUAAGUGAAGAUUAAAUAUUAUUAAAAUGGAAGCAAGAAUUACUUAUCAUAUUAAAGGUAUAUUUAUGCUUUGUGGAAAACCGAUUCCACCAACAUUGAAUAAACAUUUAACAAAUGUAAGCGUUUUUAAAAGUUCUGUUAUUGUUGUCAAUAUAUUAAUUUAUAAUGUAAUAUACAUAGUUGUUGGUUUUUUAAGCUUGAAUAAUGCCCUUCCAUUAGAUCUAUUUAAUAUGUACUAAAUAUCCUUUAUUAUAUUAUUCAACAUUAAGUUUGUGUAUAAGUUAAUUGUAUAAAACAAAUCUGUUCAUUAAUAAUGUUUUAAAUGACACUGAUACAUUUAUUAAUAUUAUAUUAUACCUACUAUGCAAUUUUAGAAAAUUUUUAAUAAGCCAAAUAAAGAAGCGAUGGAACAAGUAUUAUAUUUUCUUCUUACAUUAACUGAUCCAAAUUGCUUGAAAACUGUACCAUGGCCAAUAACAACUUUUAAAGAAGCUGCAGAAUUUCGUAAUACAGCAACAUUCAUAAUAAACGUAAGUUUAUACCUACAUACUUAAGUAAUCAAUGAGUAUUAUAAGCUAAUAAUAGUUGAAAACUAUUUGAUUUAAUAUACCUAAAUUGGUAUUGUAUAUUAUUUGAGUAAUGAUUUUCUUAUAACCUUAAUACCUGUGUUUGAAUAUAUGUGUUUGAAUUUAUUAAACACAUAUUUCUGAUAUUUAUAAAAUGUAAUUACUGCUGUUAGAUUUAAAAACAAAAAUUAUUAUGAAAAUUUAACAAAAAUAUAAAAUUUAAAUAAUUUAACAAAAUUCUAAUAUAAAAAUUAAUUGCAUUUUUUUAAUUCUUUAUUUAUACUUGCAAAUUAUUGUUUUAGAAUUUAAAAGGGUUUGUUUAUGAAAAAUCUUCAAAUGUUACUGGAAAAGUGAAUUCUUCAUUAUUAGCUAAUCCCGGAGGAUCAAUAUUCAUUUUUUUUAUAUAUCAACUUUGUUUGUAUGUCAAAGGAUGUGAACUAAAAAAAAAAGGUAUAGUGCAUUCUAUUAUAACAAAAUUCUUAUGCAAUGAUUAUGUUAGUUAUAAAUAAAUAAAUUAUGUUUAUUAUUUUUAUUAAAAUUACCUUUUUACAUAAAAUUCCAGUAAGUAUAGCCCCCAAUUUUUAAGUGGCUUUGAAGAAAGCUUAUUGAUUUGAGAUGAAAAAUUGAUAUCUCUAAUAGCUUUCGAUAUCAAUAUCUUCAAAAAUUUGAUUGAUAAAAAUUAAUCCAAAAUGUGCUUAAAAAUAGAUAAUUUUUAUUGUAAUUAUUUGUAGUUAUUGAUAUUUUGAGAGCAAUUUUUUUUUUUUUUUUUAGUCUGAAUAAAUAUCUACCUUAAUUUUAGAGUUACAAACCCUCAAAUGUGCCUUGUUUUGAGGUGCUCACUCAGUCAAUUUUAAUCUUAAAUAAUCCUUGAUUUAUUGUGCAAAACUAUUUCUGAUUGAACAUGGGGUAAAAUCAAAUGCUUCAUUAAUGUCAUUAAUAUAAAUUGUCGGAAUAUGUAUUUCGAGAUUUUGUUGGUCUAUUAAAGAUAUAAAUUUUUCUUAGAGGACUUAUCUUCUCAAAUCAAUAAGUUUUAUCAAAAUCCACCUUAAACUUUUCGUGGCUCACUUAUUAGAAUCUUGCCUAAAGUUCUUAAUAAAUAAUAAAAAUCUAGGGUUUAAACUGCAUUUAUAGUCAAUAUGAAAUAAAAAACCACGUUUAUUUAUCUAUGUAUUAAUUUAAGAUUCAUAAUAUUUAGUAGGUAGUAUUGGUAUUGAAUUAAAAACAGCAUUUUUCAAAAUUUCGAACAGUUAAAAUUAAGUUUUAUUAUGGUUAAAAUCAUCAUCUAUGGUUUCCUUAAGUUUUUAAGUAAUUAUUCUUGUAAAGCAUUUGAAUACAUAUUCUGAAUACUAUUUUUUGUAUGAUUUCAAAUAUUUAUUCUGAAUACUUUUAAAAAGUUUUUACUUAUUUUAUCUAUAUUAUAGAUAAUAUAUGGUAUGUAUUAAAUAAUAUAAUCUUUGGGAUAAACCAGUUUUUGGAAUACUACGAUUCUAUGCUUCACAUAUGAUUGGGAUAAGCAAAUAUAAAUAAUGAGAAAAUAAUAAUUGAAUGAAAUAAAUGGUUUAUGAUUGAUUUUACAAUAUAGCUUUGAAAUAUGUAUUAUUUAAAUUUAAAUUAUAGGAGUUGUUUGGAGUUUUGUGAAAAACAAACUAUUUUUUGAGUAUGCUAUUGAUGUACAAAUUUGAGACUCUGAGUCUUAUAUAAUAAUAUAACUUUUUUUAUUUAAUAAUUAUUGAUUAACUAUAUUUAUUCAUAAUUUUAAAAAAUAUAAUUAAAUAUGGGCUUAUAUAUGUAAUUUUUGUUUGUUUAGGCAUUAGUGUUUUAAGUUCACCAUUGUUUGUUGAUAACGAGUAUAUUGAGAAAAAAAUAUCAAUGUAUGAAAGUAUAUCAAAAAGUAAUUUCAAUGAAGUAAACGAAACAAUUUCUAGAAUUGAUUACAUUCUCAAAAAAACUACAGAAUUAUCUGUGUAAGAUGUUAUGAUAAUAUUAAUUUAUUAAUUUAUUUAGUGUUAUAAACAUGCUAAAAUAUUUUAGGAAAUGGAAAGAAAUUAUUCAAGAUAGUAAACAACAUAUAAAAGAUUUAAAAUUUGAAUUGGUAAAUAUUGAACAUUGUGGAGUAACAGGUAUGAAAACAAUUCUAUAAUAACAUUGACAUAAAUAAACUAUUAAGUAAGUAUUAUCAUUAAUUAAUUAUAUUUUAAUUUAAAUGUAUUUUAAGAAAAAGAAGUAGUGGAGUUAAAACAAAAAUAUAUAAAUUUGUAUAAUAACUUUGAACAAAAUAAGUUACUUGUUUUAAAGUGUGUAAGAUUAGCUGAAAUUAUUUUAAAAACUCCGGAAACUUGGGAUGCCAAUGUAAUCAAUUUAAAUUUUUAUGUAAGUUCUUAAAAUAAAUCAAUGCUUGUAUUAUGUAUUGUAUGUAUUUUUGUAUUAAUUUUUAGACAAAUAAAGAAGAAUUCAUAAGAAAUGAUGGACCAAUAGAUUUUAUUAAACUGCUCAUAAUCAUUAAAACUACAUUAAAUGAUUAUAUAAACUGGUGUGAACAAUUAAAUAAUGAAAAAGAAAUUAUUGAAAAGAUACAUGAAACACAGCAGUCAAUUAAUGAUAUGACAGAUCAAAUUAAAUGUUAUAAGAAAAUUAUAGAAGUCUUAAAUAAUGUAAUUGAUAGAUUAAAAAAUGAGAACCAAAUAUUAGACGAUGAAGUAUUCAAUAGUAAGUUCCUUAAUAUUAGAAAUAAACAGUAAAAUAUAGAUAUUUUUAUACUGAAAUUAUUUUUAAAUAGAUUACAAGGUUUUGUGUGUCCAAUAAUAUUUUUUUUAAUUUAUAAAUUAUUUAAUGUUAAGCGUUUAUUUUUAUAUAUUUCCAUUUAUUUAAAAGAGCUGAUGGGUGUGCAACUGUUGUAGGUAGGUAUUUGGGAAAGUAUAAUAUAUAUUUUUUUUUGAUGAAAUAUGAUUCUAGGCAAAGUUUGGUUAAACAUUUUGAUAAUUGUUUUUAUUUAUAUCAAAAUUUAAACUGAAAAUGCUCUUAAAAAAACCAUAAUACAUAAGGCUUGACUUUUUUUUUUUUAAUAUGAGAAUUACGACUUAUAAUAAAUCUCGUGUUAGAUUUUCAAGCAUUUUUGGUUGGUUAAGUAAUUUUAUUUGAUAAAUUUAUUUGAUUAAUCAAAUAAAAAAUAAAAAAUCCUUUUAAAUAGUUCAAAAAUUACCUAUCCACAAUGUUUUAAAAAUGUUAUACUAAAAAAUAUCGAUAUAAUUAUUCUAUGAAAAUUUCAAGACUACGAUUAUUUUUAAUAGAAUUAAUUUAGUUUUUUGAAUUUAUUAAAAAAAAAGACCUUUGUUUUUAUUACCAAAAUUGUCUUUUAAAAUUUGGAGCAAGAUUUAUGGUAAAACAAAAAAAUUGAAAAUAAUAUAAUUUUUACAGUUUUAAAUUUUGCAUUUUUUCUAUUUUUCUCGAUUAUCAUGAAAUAACUUCGUAAAUCAAAAAUGAUAUUCCCAUUGUAUAACUUUAUUCAAAAUAUAAAGCUCUCUUAUCGUUUUUUGAGUAGUGCAAGAUUUUUGGUAAAAAAAAUACUAACAUACCAAAAAUAUAAAAACUAAUAUAUUCCUUGUUCUGCUAUAAAUCUAACAAUUAAUAAAGUUAAAAAAAUGUUUUAAAAAAACAAAGUAAUUUUAAAUUUAUUAUAUUAGCAUGAAUUGUGUAAUUAAUUAUUGUCUUCAUAACCGAAGGAGUAUGGAAGGGUAAUAAAUUGCAUUUAUAUUUUCAAAUGGUGAAUUUAUAAUUUCUCUACUCCAGUCUAAACUUUAAACAGUUAUAACUCAUGAAUAGUAAAUUAUUAAUGUAUUAGUGUUACGCAUAUCAAAACUUUUAGAAAAAUAUUCUCCAUUUGGAUCUGGGAAUAAAAAUGGGGUUCCUAUUUAAGAAAAAAAAUUAUAUACUUAUUCAAGGUAUAUGGAGUGGGGUAAACAAAUUAAAAAUGAUUUAAAAAAAAAAUUUAAAUGAUUCCACAAUGAUAAAAAAAAAUCACCCUUUAUAAUAAAUUAAUAAUACAAUUUAUCAGAUAGCUGUUUUAUCUUCUUUAACUCUAAAGUUUUUAAUCUAUUCUGUAAUUUGUUAAAAUAUUUAUAAUUAUGUGUAAACCUUCACUGUUUUUAUUUUUUAGGUAAAAAUUUUGAAAAUAUUGAUCCUAUAUUACAAUCUGUGUAUAAAAGAACUUCUCCAAUAGUUUUAAGACCAGAUUGUCCUGAUACGCCAAAAUUAAUAACUUUAGAAGAUAAAAGAAAAUCAAGACGAUCAACUUUAUUACACUGUGCUAGUGAACCUUUCUGUUAUCAAUCAUUGUCUUUUAAUGACAUUAAAGAAGUGUACAAAAACACGCUACAAAACCAAAAUGAAGUAAAUAUAUAAGAUGUAGUUAUAUUUAUAUUAAUGAUUAAUUAUUUUUAAGAUUUUUUUAUUUCAUAUUUUACUAUUAUUUUUAUAAUAAUUACACAAUUGUAUUUUUAUUGAAGUACUUAUAUUACAUUUCAAAAGCAGUAUAUUCUUUUUUAAAACAUAUAUAUAUAAAAAAAAAAUGACUUGGGAUAUUAUUAAUUCUGUUAUAAUAGUGAUUGGUUUUGAUUUUGAAAUUAUAUUUGAGUUUAUUUUGAAAAAAAAAAAAAAGAAAAAAAUGAGAAUAAGUGAUAACCAAAUUUUCUUUUUCUCCUUUGCCUUUGUCUCAAUUAUUUGGGAUCAGCCACCCUUGUUCUAAACUCCCACCUCACUGGCUGUCCUCAUAUAAUUUUCAAUUACAUCCAUUAUCUCUUUUUCAGUUUUCAUUCCUAUUUCCUACUAAAUUUAUUUUUAUUUCAAUGCUUACUGUUUCAGAUUCCUCCUCCCAUAACAUGCCUAAACAGUCUCUGUCUAUUUUCUCUCAUUGUAUCUACUAACUAAACCACACCUAAGCUCUUUUGUACUCAACCCUUAUCCUAUCUUCUCUCGUCAUUCCACUCAUCCACCUAAACAUUCUCAUAUCUGUUAUAUUUAUUCCCUGUUCUAUUUUUCUGUUUACCGCCCAACACUGAACUAUACUACAGUAAAUCUUAAUAACUGCUUAUUGUCAUUAGCUGUCUUGUCAUUUUCUUCCAUACUCUGUUUUACUUCUACUUAUCCUUAGUCCCUUUCCUUAAAGUGCUAUACCAUUUCUCAAGCCUAUUGUUAACUUAUUCCAAAUUUUCUCCUCUUAAAGCUAUAUCAUCUGCAAAUAUGCACCACAUGGUAUCUUCUCACACGUAUUGUUUCCAUUCAUAUCCAAGAUGGAAUAAUCCGCAAAAGUCUUGUUUAGAAGUCUUCAUUCUGUUUGACAGAAUUUUUCACUGCUUGUUGACUUGAUGUAACCCUAUGUAUCGCCUCAUAGGACAGGUAUAGUGAGAGUAUUAUGAUCCUAGAAAGAAUGGUAUCGUCAACUAUAAAAUGAAUUCCUCUUCCCUCUAGAAAAAAUAUCAUAUACUUGCUGGAACCACCAACUGGGUCUUCCUACAAGGAAGAUCUUGGGCCUCAGGUUCGCUAAACCCGUUGCAUCAUAUGCCCCCUUGAGGUAAGAAUGAAGGAUUUAAAAUACAGGGUGAUUUUUUUUUUUCAUGAACCAGCAAUUAUCACAAGAUUUUAAGUGAAUUUGAUUUUUUUUUUCAAUCAUUAUGGAAUCAUUUAAGCUUUGUUUUAAAACUUUUUUUAAUUUUUUACCCCUAAUCCAUAUACCUUAAAUAGGUGCAUACUUUUAAUUUUCAAAUAUGAACUACCACUUUUGAACACAAAUUUGAAUAAAGAAUAUUUUUCUAGAAAUUUUGAUAUGCAUUACUACAACAGUUUAAAAUUUAGACCAGAGGAGUAGGGAAGGGUAAUAAAUUGCCUAUCUAUGACUCUUCUCUACUUCUCCGGUCUAUAGAUAGGCAAUUUAUUACCCUUCCCUACUCCUCCCAUCCAAUCUUUAAACUGUUAUAACUCAAAUGGUAAAUCUUUCUUUUAAUAUGUACCUUAAUCAUUUUAAUAUUUUUUAAAAAUUCAUGUAGGAUACAGUAUAUUAAUAUAUAAUAUUUUUUAAAUUAUACAGGAUGUUUAUGAAAAUAGAAACACCCAUGAACAUUUAUCCAUAUUAUAUGAAUCAAAUUUAGCUGCUCAAGCUACUGUAUCCCAAACUAAUGAUAUUGAAAAUUCACAGGUAAAUCCAUAUAGUAAAAUAUAGAAAACUAAUUUUUUUGAAAAUAUUUGAAUUCAAUUUACAUAAGAAUAUCAACUAACAGAUUAUACUUUAUGUAUUAUACAAUGAUUAGAGUAUAGGGUUACCAUACUUUAAAAUCAGGAAAAAUUAAACUACAUCAUAUUACUUUAUUAUAUCUUACCCCAUCAAAAUAACAGAUUAUAUGUUACUAUAAAAUUAUAGUUAUUAUACGUUUAAUAUAUCCCCUGCCUUGAAGUGUCUAGUAAAAAAUUAGAAAGAACUAGCACAUUAGCCUUUAAACAGUGUUUUAACUUAGCAAUCAACUAUUUAACAUUCUCUGAGCUCUGUACUAGAUGCAAACGUCUAUCCCUACCUAAUUAUAGAUCUUCUAUGGUUAACACUGAACACAAUCUCACCUUGGACCCUUCUUCUUUUUGGAACUUGAAGCAAAGAAUGGGGAUUAGGAUAGAUUAGGACAGAUUAUAUGCUACUAUAAAAUUUGGUGACCAUUCAGAUGUCUCCAACUACAGGUUAUUCUCCAUUUUUCCACAUUUCGCAAAAUCUUCAAAUCCAUAUGCCAACAGGUGGUUUACUCCUAUAUUAAGAUAAGUCUACCACAAGUAGCUGUAUGGUUUUUUCUGCUUACUUUUUUGAUAGUCUUGAUCUCUAUUUAUAAUAUAAACAAUCUUCAUAUCAUAGAUCUUUUGAAAGCUUUCGCAAAUAUGCAAAUAAACUGCAUACCCCUAUAAAAUAUCGUAAACAUGAAAAAUUAAGAUAACUUAUAUUUUUUAAAUAAAGUAUCAUCAAACAAAACAUUUUAUAAAAACUUUAAACUAAUUACUUAUUUACUGUAUUCAAAGUUUAAAAAAAUAAUUAUGAAUAUACUAUGUAUAUAUAUAUAUGUGUUAUAUAUAUGCAUGUAGAGAGUUAAUGAAACUUUAAAAUUUAUACUACAAAAAUACUAACAAUAAUUGUAUAAUAUUGUUCAAAAGACCCUAAUUUCUUAAAACUCAAUUUUGCCUAUUAUGUCACCGUAUAUAGCAAUACCAUACUCCUAUAAAAAUAUAUACAUAAAAAGUAUAUAUUUUAUUAUGUAAAAAUACUGUACCUAUGUGCUUAUUAAGUAUUUUAAUAAUUGUCAGGUAUUUCAGCAAACUAAAUUAUAAUAUUUCAAUAAAAGCAUUUUACUUUUUUCUUUUGAUUGUUUUAUUAUAUUUUCUUAUCUAUAAACGAAAUAAAGCAAUUAAAAAAUCUAAAAUGACUUGAAUAAAAAGAGUUUAUGUAAUAAUUAUUUUACGGUAUAUUUGUUUAUAAAUUAGUAUUAAAAUUGAAUUAAAUUACUUAUUUUUAUGGAACUAACUAACUUUAAUUUUUUAAGGAUAAAAUAAAUACCUCUUUAUACCAAUCACUUUCAAGAACCAAUCUUACAGAAAUAGAUGAAAAAGAUGUAUUGAAUACUGCUGCCCAAACUCAGAUUAAAGAAGAUGAAGUAAAAAGUUUUUCUAUUUCUCGAAAAUCUAUUGAAAAUUUAAAGCAAAAGUUUAUAAGAAUUAAACAAUCAAAGAUAAUGAAUACUAUUCCACAUUCGCCUCAGUCACCAUUUUAGGUACAUACACAGUGAAAAUAUAAAAAGUAGUUAUAUAUAUUAUGUACAUUUAUAAUUUAUAUUUUCUUGUUACAUUCAAUUGUAUUAUAUUUUUUUUACUCUCAAGUGUUUUUAAAAAUAUCUUCAAUAAUUGAUAAAUAAUUUAUACUUAGUAAUUACCUAUAUUUAUUAUUUAAUAAUACUUUCAACUGUUAUUCAAUGAUUGUUGGGGGUUCCUAAAAUAUUUCUUGGAAUUUCUCAUCAUAAAAGCAUGAGAAAUAAUAUUAAGUUUGAUUUAAUGUAAAAUUAAAUUAUUUUUUAUAAUCAAAAAUAAAAUGUUUGUAGCACAUACUUUUAUUCAAUCUAGUGUUAUUAUUUAUGGUUAAUCAUCUUAGUUCACAUUGCUAUUUAUUUAUUAAUGUUACAUUGACCACAAUUACACUAAAUGUCCUUAUUACUCCUUAUAGCUACCCAUCUUUAGUCUUCAUCUACUUCACAUUUCUUCUACAUUCAUAUCCUUUCCAGUUUUUUCUAGGCCCAUAAUUGAACUAUUUUAAUCUAAGGUUAUAUUAUUAUUUAAUAUCUAGUAAGUUGAUUCACUGAAUAUUAUAUAAUUCUUUAAGAUACUAAGAGAAAC
This is a messenger RNA of Cinara cedri, 9288 nucleotides long. The record is from the annotation of a GenBank genome assembly. Lineage: Eukaryota; Metazoa; Arthropoda; Insecta; Hemiptera; Aphididae.